CGGGAGAGCCGACCUCGCCGCCGGCCUCGGGUGGGAGCGGCGGCGGCGGCUCCACCAUGGCGGCCUCCGAGCUCUACACGAAGUAUGCAAGGAUUUGGAUACCUGAUUCAGAACUAGUCUGGAAGUCGGCGGAACUUCUGAAAGAUUAUAAACCAGGAGACAAAGUCCUCCAUCUUCAACUUGAGGAUGGCAAGGGUAUUGAAUAUAAACUUGAUGCUAAGUCUAAGGACCUACCACCCUUGCGAAAUCCAGACAUACUUGUGGGGGAAAAUGACCUGACAGCGCUCAGCUAUCUUCAUGAACCUGCUGUUCUUCAUAACCUCAAAGUUCGAUUUAUAGACUCAAAACUUAUUUAUACAUAUUGUGGUAUAGUUUUAGUUGCCAUAAACCCUUAUGAGCAGCUGCCUAUCUAUGGCGAAGAUAUCAUCAAUGCCUACAGUGGCCAAAAUAUGGGGGAUAUGGACCCCCACAUCUUUGCUGUGGCUGAGGAGGCAUACAAACAAAUGGCCAGAGAUGAACGGAACCAGUCAAUCAUUGUAAGUGGGGAAUCUGGAGCUGGAAAAACCGUGUCCGCUAAGUACGCUAUGAGAUAUUUUGCCACAGUGAGCGGGUCUGCAAGUGAAGCUAAUGUUGAAGAGAAAGUAUUAGCUUCUAAUCCUAUAAUGGAGUCUAUUGGGAAUGCCAAAACUACAAGAAACGACAACAGCAGUCGCUUUGGGAAGUACAUUGAAAUUGGUUUCGAUAAGCGGUAUCGAAUCACUGGUGCUAACAUGAGGACUUACCUCCUAGAAAAAUCAAGAGUGGUGUUCCAGGCAGAAGAAGAGAGAAACUACCAUAUCUUCUAUCAGCUUUGUGCUUCUGCAGCCUUACCUGAAUUUAAAGCUUUGCGAUUGAGGAAUGCAGACUAUUUUCAUUAUACAAAACAAGGGGGCAGCCCAGUAAUUGAUGGAAUUGAUGAUGCUAAGGAAAUGGCUAAUACCCGACGGGCUUGCAGUCUAUUAGGCAUUGUUGAUUCCUGCCAGAUGGGAAUUUUCCAGAUCCUUGCUGCUAUUCUUCACUUGGGCAACGUGUCAUUCACGUCUCGAGAUGCUGACAGCUGUACAAUACCACCUAAACAUGAACCCCUCAAGAUCUUCUGCGAUCUCAUGGGAGUGGAAUAUGAACAGAUGGCUCACUGGCUUUGCCAUAGGAAGCUUGCUACUGCCACAGAGACCUACAUCAAACCAAUUUCCAAGCUGCAAGCCAUCAACGCCAGGGAUGCUCUUGCGAAACAUAUCUACGCUAACCUUUUUACCUGGAUUGUCGAUCAUGUGAACAAAGCUCUGCAGUCCACGGUGAAACAGCAUUCUUUCAUUGGCGUAUUGGACAUUUACGGGUUUGAAACAUUUGAGAUCAACAGUUUUGAACAAUUCUGUAUAAAUUACGCCAAUGAGAAAUUACAGCAACAGUUCAAUAUGCAUGUCUUUAAGUUGGAGCAAGAAGAAUACAUGAGGGAACAAAUUCCUUGGACCUUGAUUGAUUUUUAUGACAAUCAGCCCUGCAUUAACCUCAUAGAGGCCAAAUUGGGGAUUUUGGAUUUGCUGGAUGAGGAAUGCAAGAUGCCUAAAGGUUCAGAUAAUAGCUGGGCCCAGAAAUUGUACAAUACCCACUUGAAUAAGACGGCACUUUUUGAGAAACCUCGUUUGUCCAACAAAGCUUUUAUUAUUCAACACUUUGCAGAUAAGGUGGAGUACCAGUGCGAAGGCUUUUUGGAAAAAAACAAAGAUACUGUCUAUGAAGAACAGAUCAAGGUUCUCAGAUCAAGUAAGUUUAAGAUGCUACCUGAGCUGUUUCAAGAGAAGGCCAUCAGUCCCACUUCAGCAACACCCUCUGGCCGAACCCCAUUGUCUCGAGCAGCCAUAAAACCAGCCAAGUCGAAAAUGGUCCAAGCAAGCAAGGAACAUAAGAAAACUGUGGGGCAUCAGUUCAGAAAUUCUUUGCAUCUCUUGAUGGAGACCCUUAAUGCCACAACUCCACAUUAUGUGCGGUGUAUUAAACCAAAUGACUUCAAGCUUCCGUUUAUGUUUGAUGAAAAGCGGACUGUACAACAGCUUAGAGCUUGUGGUGUGCUAGAAACAAUCCGAAUCAGUGCAGCUGGUUUCCCUUCAAGGUGGACGUAUCAAGAAUUCUUCAGCCGCUAUCGUGUCCUGAUGAAGCAGAAAGAUGUCCUCAGUGACAGGAAACAGACAUGUAAAAAUGUCUUGGAAAAGCUGAUUCUGGACAAGGAUAAGUACCAGUUUGGGAAGACAAAAAUAUUUUUCCGGGCUGGACAAGUAGCUUAUUUGGAAAAAAUAAGGGCUGAUAAACUAAGAGCAGCUUGCAUCCGUAUCCAAAAAACCAUCAGAGGGUGGUUGAUGCGAAAGAAGUACCUGCGCAUGAGGAAGGCAGCCAUCACUAUUCAGAGAUAUGUCCGUGGGUACCAGGCACGAUGCCUUGCAAAGUUUUUACGAAGAACCAAAGCUGCCACCAUUAUUCAGAAAUUCCAGCGCAUGUAUGCUGCCCGCAAGCGGUAUCGACACACCCGAGCAGCUACUGUUGUUCUCCAGUCACAUUUGCGAGGCUAUAUUGCCAGGAAAAAGUAUCAGAAGAUGCUUUGGGAGCACAAGGCCACCAUUAUACAAAAACGUGUGCGUGGCUGGCUGGCUCGCUUGCACUACCACAGGACUUUGAAGGCAAUUAUUUAUCUGCAAUGCUGCUACCGGCGCAUGAUGGCAAAGAGGGAGCUGAAGAAACUGAAGAUAGAGGCCCGCUCUGUAGAACACUAUAAGAAACUCAACGUUGGCAUGGAGAAUAAGAUUAUGCAACUCCAGCGUAAAAUUGAUGACCAGUCACGAGAUUCCAGAUCCCUGGUUGAGAAGCUAACUAGUUUAGAGACAGCAUACAAUUCCGAGAAGGAGAAGCUGAGGAAUGACAUAGAAAGGCUUCGGAUGAGCGAAGAAGAGGCCAAGAAUGCCACCAAUCGCGUCAUUAGCCUUCAAGAGGAGAUUGGCAGGCUCCGAAAGGAGCUGAACCAGACCCAGACUGAGAAAAAAACAAUUGAAGAAAAGGCAGACCACUACAAGCAAGAAACAGACAAGCUGGUCAUGGAACUAAAAGAGCAAAACAUACUUCUUAAAAAGGAGAAGGAUGAGCUGAAUAGUCGCAUCCAAGACCAGGCCAAAGAACUUACAGAGGUCAUGGAGAAAAGGCACCUUGAGGAGACAAAACAACUGGACCUAGAUCUGAACAACGAAAGACAGAGAUACCAGAAUCUGCUCCAAGAAUUCAGCCGGUUAGAAGAGCGAUAUGAUGACCUCAAGGACGAGAUGAAGCUGAUGGGGAGUGUUUCCAAGCCAGGGCACAAGAGAACAGACUCCACCCAUAGUAGCAAUGAAUCAGAAUACACUUACAGCUCUGAGAUCACUGAGGCUGAAGAGUUACCAAUGAGAACAGAGGAACCAGGUGAGAAGAAGGCACCUUUGGACAUGUCUCUCUUCCUCAAACUACAAAAACGAGUGAAGGAGCUGGAGCUAGAAAAGCAGUCCCUGCAGGGUGAGCUGGACCGGAAGGAGGACCAGGUUCUCCGAGCUAAGGCCAAGGAGGAAGAAAGGCCUCAGAUGAGAGGAGCAGAGCUGGAAUACGAAUCACUUAAGCGUCAAGAGCUUGAGUCAGAGAAUAAGAAACUAAAGAAUGAAUUGAACGAGUUGAGAAAGGCCUUGAUGGAGAAGAAUGCUCCAGAUGUCACUAUGCCUGGUGCCCCAGCAUACAGGGUCCUUUUGGACCAAAUGACAUCUGUUAGUGAAGAGCUGGAGGUACGCAAGGAGGAAGUCCUUAUCCUGAGGUCUCAGCUGAUGAGCCAGAAGGAGGCAGUGCAGCCCAAGAAUACCAUGACAGACUCUACAAUCCUUUUGGAAGAUGUACAGAAGAUGAAGGACAAAGGGGAGAUUGCUCAAGCUUAUAUUGGACUGAAGGAGACAAACAGUUCAUCUCUUCAAGACUGUCAUUUGCUGAACGAGGAUGGAGAACUGUGGCUGGUAUAUGAAGGGCUAAAACAAGCCAACAGGCUUCUGGAAUCUCAACUGCAGGCUCAGAAAAGAAGCCAUGAGAAUGACAUGGAGGCCCUCCGUGGAGAGAUUCAGAGUCUGAAGGAAGAGAAUAAUCGCCAGCAGCAGUUGUUGGCACAGAACCUCCAGCUGCCCCCAGAAGCCCGAAUAGAAGCCAGCCUACAGCAUGAAAUCACCCGCCUGACAAAUGAAAACUUGGAUUUAAUGGAACAGCUGGAAAAACAGGACAAGACUGUUCGCAAACUGAAAAAGCAGCUGAAAGUUUUCGCCAAAAAAAUUGAUGAGCUUGAAGUGGGCCAGAUGGAGAACAUUUCACCUGGACAAAUAAUUGAUGAGCCAAUACAUCCUGUUAAUAUUCCAAGGAAAGAAAAAGACUUCCAAGGAAUGUUAGAGUACAAGAAAGAAGAUGAACCAAAGCUCGUUAAGAAUCUUAUUUUAGACCUGAAGCCUCGUGGAGUGGCAGUGAAUCUCAUCCCAGGGUUGCCAGCUUACAUUUUGUUCAUGUGCGUCCGCCAUGCUGACUACCUUAACGAUGAUCAAAAAGUGAGGUCCUUGCUGACUUCGACAAUUAACGGCAUCAAAAAAAUUCUGAAGAAAAGAGGUGAUGACUUCGAAACCGUCUCCUUCUGGCUGUCCAACACAUGCCGAUUUUUGCAUUGUUUGAAGCAGUACAGUGGUGAAGAAAGUUUUAUGAAGCAUAACACAUCUCGUCAGAACGAACAUUGCCUGACUAAUUUUGACCUUGCUGAGUACAGACAAGUCCUAAGUGACCUGGCCAUCCAGAUCUACCAGCAGCUUGUUAGAGUUUUGGAGAAUAUUUUGCAGCCAAUGAUUGUUUCAGGAAUGCUGGAGCAUGAAACUAUCCAAGGAGUGUCAGGAGUGAAACCCACUGGCCUCCGAAAGAGAACCUCUAGCAUUGCCGAUGAAGGGACAUACACCCUGGAUUCAAUAAUCCGACAGCUGAACACCUUCCACUCCAUCAUGUGUCAGCAUGGGAUGGAUCCUGAGCUCAUCAAGCAGGUGGUCAAGCAAAUGUUCUACAUCAUCGGGGCUGUGACCCUCAAUAACCUUCUCCUGCGAAAAGACAUGUGCUCCUGGAGCAAAGGCAUGCAGAUAAGGUACAAUGUAAGUCAGCUAGAAGAAUGGCUUCGUGACAAAAACCUGAUGAACAGCGGGGCAAAGGAGACCCUGGAGCCGUUGAUCCAGGCUGCUCAGCUGCUGCAAGUGAAAAAGAAAACAGACGAGGAUGCCGAGGCCAUCUGUUCCAUGUGCCACGCAUUAACCACUGCACAGAUUGUGAAAGUGUUGAACUUAUAUACUCCCGUUAAUGAGUUUGAAGAAAGAGUGUCUGUGUCUUUUAUCCGGACGAUACAGCUGCGUAUGCGAGACAGGAAGGAUUCCCCUCAACUGUUAAUGGAUGCUAAGCAUAUUUUCCCAGUUACUUUCCCAUUUAACCCAUCCUCUCUUGCAUUAGAAACUAUCCAGAUUCCAGCAAGUUUGGGUCUAGGAUUCAUCACUCGGGUCUGAACCAAGAACAGAGUUAAGCUGUUGACCAUCAGUUUCUACUUACAAUCUCUAAUAAUGAAAAUAAAUUCAGUGAAAAGCCAUUGGGGGUUGGGGAGGAGUAGAGGAAAAGUACUGGAGGAAAAUCGUGUAUAUGCUCUAAACUGCGUUGCAGAAAACUGGAAUGCUGCGUAAUUAUCUCACAACUGAAGGCUGAUGGAAACCAUGCACAUUUGUACAAAUUCACUAGUCUUGUGCUGAGGCCUACAUAAAGCUUUGAGAUUAAGAAAAUCUUCAGUACACACCUAAAUGUGUUUUUCCCCCCCCCUGUUGGUUGCAAGCUGUCCUAUAUUUGCAUUGUAAACCAAAAACAGUCUGUGACUGAUAAAUAAUGAUUGGGUUUUUUUUUCCCUUUUCCUUUUAAGAUCAAAAUUACAAUGUGUACCUGAUGGCAAAGAAAAAAAUGUGUGAAAUUUUAAGUUUAAGAGUUCUGAGAAUCCCUUCAUACGUUCCAUGUUUCACACGUACACUGUUCUGUACCAAACAGCAACCAAUCGCAGGUUCUGUCUGUGUCUCCACUGGGUGGAACAGCUUCAUACAACUGCUUCCAGUGCGGUGGUGUGUGUGUGUACAGCCAAUCCAUAAUGUGUUUCUGAUUCUCAUGUUGACCACGAAGCUAAAGCUGAGGCUAUAUUAAAGCUCCUUAUAAGACAUUUCAGUGUAAUUAAGUCAUAAGUGAUCUGCUAAUUAACAGGAACCAGAGAGGAGCUAAAGCCAGAUGAGAUUUUCAGUGAAGGAUGGAAAUGUUUAAGGAUAACUUCUGUAUACAUACAUACAUACAUACAUACAUGUCAAAGAUCUGAAAAUGUAACAGAAACGGGCAACGUACAGUGUAAUUGAUCAGGCAUUUUGCCUAUACAAACUGUAUUGAAAUAAGUAGGAGAAGUCAUACUCUUGGGAAACACCAUUCAUUAUGACAAGAUUAAAUAGGUUUUUUUUUACAGAUUUCACCCUGAGAGAUAAUUGAUCAAAAUUGUUUCCCUAUUUAUGUCAGUGUGUGACAAAUGAUCAUCAAAAUGUUUUGGUUUACUGUCUGGUACAACAGAGCUGCUUACUAGUACUGCCUCAAAACAUCUCAGAAGUGUCAUGGUGUACUGUGUACUUUUAAAUGUACAACAAUUUUUAAGGAGCAGAAAUGCAGGUUUAUAAAAUCGAUACUACUUUAAUAGUCCCAUCUUUUAACUGGAUUUGUGCAAGUGUCAAGAAACAUAAAUGGUAAUAGGAAACGAUAACUAAGCACAAUACAAGAAACUGGAACCCGGAUAAGGAUUAUUGGAAUAAGGUUUUCUAAAGUCAAAGAACAACCCAACUAUAUUAUAUUUUAUAUUUAUUUAUUGUUUGGAUCUAUGUUGGCUUUUCGUUUUGGUUUUUUAUUUGCCAGAUGUGUGAUAACUGUGCAAUAUUUAUUUUGGGGGGGUUGGGAGGUGGUUUUUUGUGGUGAAAUGGCUCAUCUAAAAUGCAUCUCAAAUAUUUAUCUGGAAAAUAAACUAUUCCCCUACUACCACCCCCACUCCCAGUCCUAUGAUUUUUCUGAAGACCUUGCUACACAUUAAUUAAUUUAAAUGUAAUGUUAUCCCUGAUCUGGACCUCCUUUAUUAAAAAAGAAAGAAAUGUUCCCUUUCUGUUUCUAUGGGAACAUUUCAUCUGGACACAUUAUGAACAAGGAUAUCAUGUGAUUAAAAGGUUUUCCAGAAUCUCUCAGGUUGCAGAUACUCGUCAUGAUUUUCCUCAGUGUGAAACUGACAUUUUGAAAUGUUUGUGAACCCUCACUUAAUGUUUUCCAGACCCUUUUUUAAAAAAAUAAAAAACCCAGAUACGGUGAGUGAUGAUCAGACAUACAUAGGAAGAUGUUGCAAACUGCCGCGUGCAAUAUUUUAAUGUAUCAUAAAAAUCGAAGCGUAUGUUUAUUUUCAAACAUAUCUCUGCUGUAAGGGCACGUUAUUAAAAUGAUGUGGUACUGGACUUAAUUUCUCUGUGCACCUAAAAGAUGCUGUCACUUGAAGAAAGAAACAGGUUUAAAUAGGCUUUUCAUGGGUGAGAAAGAGAUGUGACUGAUAGGGUCACUGUUGAAGUAAAUAAAACAAGCCCAAUAUUCUAAUAGCUGAUAGCUGAUUUGGGACAUCUUCCCCCUAUUUUUAUUUUGUUUUAUUGUGGAUAAGAAAGUAUAUGCUCUUUAAUUGAUUUUUUUUAAAAGAAACAUUCAGGUACCUACACUCAAGCAUAGCCUUUAAUGUGUGUUCUUUAUUUAUGGUACAUUAAAGCGUUUUUACUUGAACAUGCUUACUUUAUAGCUGGCACCAUGUUUACAAAAAUGCCUAAGAAAAUGUGUUCCUUCUAGGAUUACUUUAAAAUGCUCUAUUAAAAGGCAAGCUUCCUCUGUGGCUGUAGCCAGUCAGAGCUUGUUACCACAAAGGAGAUGAAAGUUGCUGUCCUAGAGUGGCCAUUUCCACAUUGAUGGCUUCCUAACUUAUUUGCAUUGUAUUCUCAUAAUGCAAUCCCAGCCACAGGUGUAAAUUAGACUAUUUUUUGUGCAGAGGCUGCAAUUUCUUAUGCAGGGGCUGCAGUCAAAUAAUUGGUGUCCAAAACACCCUUCACAGAGCAGGUGAAAAUACAAAACAGGACUAAUAGUUUUAAUCAGUCGUCUUUAGGGUUAUAAAGCCCCAACUCAUGCUCCCAGCAAGAUUAGCCAUACUGGUUGUGGAUUAUGAGCAUUCAUGUUCAGAAUCGGGGGGGAAUUCAAGAGUAACCUUAGAAAGCCCUGGAUUGGCCAGCUUGGGAUAAUUACUGCUACUUACAUGGCGAAGUACACUAACUUCUGGAUUUGCACUGGAUUCGUGGUAUAUCAUGAAAAGGCUCUAACAGAAAUGAUUUAAGGAGACAGAAGUACUUUUAAACUCUAGCACCCCAACUAUUUUUCCCCCAGUAUAUCUUCCUACUGAUUCUCUAGAAGUACUGGAAUUCUGCCUUUUCAUUUCAACUGAAUAUUUUUUCCAAGGAUUUGGCAAUUCCAGAAGUGAUAAUAUUGUUUAAAUGUAUGAUUUUUAAUUUUCAUUGUAUUUGUAUAAAAGCCUUAUUGUAUCUUGUUUACUAAUAAGAGUGAUAGAUGCCUGUAGGCAUUAUCCUCAUACUGAGCAGUCUGAUUAAUAUAUCUUUGUCACAUUAAAACUGAAUGCUGCUUUUCAUGUUUUAAAGGAAGCUACUGAGUUUAACUGUGCUUUGUAAUUCAUCAAAUACUUUACAUAUCAGUAUUUUACAUGCACUUUUCAUAGGUUUAAUAUUUUAAUGUUACAUGCUAUAAAACCAGCUGUUUUCAAGUUAGAAUUUGUAGAAUCUAACACAAAUCUAGUUUUGCUUAUUUUUUUCCCGUUUAAAACAUGAUCAUGUUGUUUUAAUGUGGAUGUGUUGCUGUUUCUAAUUUUAACCAAUAUGCUAUAUCCUCCCCAGUGCUGAAAGAAGUGCUUUUGAAACGUAUAGUCCCGAAGUAUUCCUCAAAUAUUACCUCAUUAAGUUUCAGGUAGUUUUUGUUUUUUCUUCCAAUGACACGUUCACUGCUUCUACUACAUAAUCUUGUGCCCUAUUUCGAAGAACGUUUCUCUAGCAUCUGUCUGGAACAAUUUUGUUUCAUGGUAUGUUAAUCCGUUGUGCAUUCCUGCACACACUUUUUAGAGCCCUAAGAAAGUUGCAGGUGGUGAUUAAUGUACUGUACUUAAAACACACUUGCUUUGAUCAUACAGCUGCUUUCUUGCUUGUGCUGGCCCAGUUGUUUUCAGUGCACUUCCCCACAGAAUCCCACCAUCAUGAGGGUGUCCUAGGUGGGUUGGGGGCAUUGAUUUUUCUGUUUCCACAUGUCCAAAGCUUUGUGCAUCUGGUAGCAGUCACAGUAAAUUUGCACUAUUCGUAAUAGGUCUCUCCUGCUGAUAGAUGUCUGCUUCUGUGGGGCAGAUUCUCCCAGGACAUCUGAUCUCACAAGCAGCAGAUUUUAGCAAAGGAAACCAUUUCAGGGCCAUACAUGGAUACAAAGUCCUCCUGAUUUCAGUAAAGCUUUUCUUAAAGCAGCACUCUUGGCUUUUUGAGUUAGUUUGCUAUCUCAAACCAUUUUUUUUUCUUUCAAGACUUUAAAAACUGGACACAUUUCAGCAGCAUUUUUUUAAAAUCACUUGAUCAUUGUACUUUUAAACUUGCAAUUACUUUUGAAGCAAAAACAACAGGGUGUAGGGUCUUCUCCCCACUAGACAUUGCCAGAGUAGAUAGAAACCAAAAUGUUAUCCCUACGACUUCAGCUUGGAAUUGUCAUGGUGUCUGACAUAAUUAAUUAAUGUAUGCUUCAUAAAUGCUGUAUCUUAGAAGAAAUGUCCAAAUAAAAGGAAAUGCUAAAAAGUCUA
Candoia aspera is the source of this 10027-nucleotide messenger RNA. It is a transcript of the gene MYO5A, whose product is annotated as myosin VA. NCBI's taxonomy places the organism in Eukaryota, Metazoa, Chordata, Lepidosauria, Squamata, Candoiidae. The record is from RefSeq and is a predicted model, not a curated record. The transcript has 40 exons. Bases 57 to 5609 code for a protein of 1850 amino acids. Gene Ontology annotation, biological process: actin filament organization; vesicle transport along actin filament. Gene Ontology annotation, molecular function: actin filament binding; microfilament motor activity; ATP binding. Gene Ontology annotation, cellular component: myosin complex; vesicle; cytoplasm.